CGUUGAGUCGACGGGCCUACGAGCAGACUGGGAGAAGACUGCGUCGCAGAGAACGCGGGUAGGUAGGGUGGCAAGAAUGGGUGUUUGGACAGUGUCCGCAGACACGGACAAAUUUUAAGAGUGCUGGACAGCCCGGAGAUGAGCGCGUUUCGCGAUGCACGGUGGGAACAACAAUAGAUGACAAUUGGGCGCUGUCAGGCUGGGGCUGGGGCUCUGGCGACCGUAGCUAUGUGUGUUGUGCACUCGCUCGGCGGGGGUGGGGGAGCAGGACGAGGAGAGCGCGACACGCAGGCCGUCGCCGCCUCGGACGACCUGGAGUAUAUAUGGGGGAAAAGAGACGCCUGGGCGCGUACCCCGCCUGCCAGCGAUUCCCACGCACCCGACGCGCUGAUGGGUGGCGGCGUCCGGCGGCGUCUGUCCGCCAUUCCCGUCGACGUUGACUCGAUAUAUGGCAGCCUUGUGGCAGCCCAGUGGCAGCCUCGCCUUCCCUGUCUGCCCUCCCCGUCUGGCCCAUGCGGCAUCCACGACGUCCGCUCAGAGCAUAGCCAGCAUCCUGCCAUUUCGGGCCAAUUACGCCCUUCUCCGCCCUGCUCUGCGCACCAUGCACCGAGCACUUCACAUCCUCGAGCGCCCGAGCGGUAGCCCCUUCUGCGUCAUAUCGCCUCGCUCCGUUCACAUCGUGAUACAUUCGUGAGUGCGAGACUGCACCAUGUCACCCCGCGAGUACGCAGCGCGCCCGGGUUGCGGCGUCUUGCAUCUGUAAAACGCCGCUCGUAUGUUCAGACG
Messenger RNA from Rhodofomes roseus, 786 nucleotides. RefSeq lists its product as uncharacterized. The record is from RefSeq and is a predicted model, not a curated record. NCBI's taxonomy places the organism in Eukaryota, Fungi, Basidiomycota, Agaricomycetes, Polyporales, Fomitopsidaceae. The coding region runs from base 178 to 642 and encodes 154 amino acids. The transcript has a single exon.